AAUAUGGCGGAGCUCGUGUCGUUUCCCGCCAAGCCCUUGCGGAUGUCUUCGUAUGGCGCAUCUCGUUCUUAUACCAGUGUAAACUAAACGCGUUUUUUCGGUGUUUUUCCUUGAGCUUUUCGACGAAAAUGGGUCAAUCGGACGACCUGGAGGAUUCUACUUACAGUAGACACCAGGAUUUGUGUCAGAAAUUGAAUAUGGAUGCAACUUCUGCGUCUGAAGCUUGGAAAUCCUACGAAACCAUUCGUCAAAAUUACACUCUUGAGGGUGACCAGUUACAUUGGAUAGGAUGCGCGUUAUAUGUAGCUUGCCGUAAAUCUUCCAUACCAACUGUUGGGAGGACUGGCACUAAUGUGGAAGGCAAUUGCGUUUCACUAACACGUUUGUUGCAAUUGUGUAAUCUGCCAUUGAUACAGUUUUUUACAAAAAGUAAAUCAUGGGCUGACAUGGCCAAUAUGUCACAAGAUUUCCGCUCGAAGAUUGAAAAACUCGAAGGGAAUUUUGCAGUGUCAAUGGUUAUAUUCAAAAAGUAUCAGCCAAUUUUCACUGAUAUAUUCAAAGAUCCUGUAGAUGAUAUCUCAAGGCCACCAAGAUCUAGAAGACACAAAGCAAUGCCUUGCACACCUGCAAGAGUUUUUGAAUUUUGUUGGACAUUGUUUAUUUGUAUAAAAGGAGCAUUUCCAGAUAUCUCUGAUGACUUGGUCAAUUCUUAUCAUCUUCUCCUAGUGUGUUGUGAUCUUAUAUAUAGUAAUGCUCUAUUGGCUAAUAGAAAGGAUCUUUUAAAUCCAAAUUUUCCUGGUUUACCAUCAAACUUUAACGAUGAAAAUUAUAUUCCACCACAAACAGCAAAUUGCAUAGUUAGUUUGUUAUGCGAACGUCACGAAGCUAUUAUUGUUGAAGCUAAAGUAAUUAAGGAAUAUCAUUUGAAAAAUCAUAUUAAUAAAUUAUUCAAUGAAAGAGUUCUCCGUGGUGAUCAGGCAAAUUUUUCUGGUAUUUUAGAAGCUUUAUAUUUCGAUGGCAAUAGCAAAGCUAUUAAUAGAGUUUAUGAGCAACAUGUAUUAAGCGUUGGAGACUUUGAUGAAAGGAUUUUCUUAGCUGAUUGGAGGAGAGUGAGAUUAAAUGGGAUAUCAAGCUUGGAAAUUGUUGGAGGAGAUAUAGCUUAUCAUGCUAAAUUAUCUAAACAUAUUUUCAUGAAAGGUCAUGAUGCCAGUAAUAAUAUUGGUUCUCCUACACAGAUGAUGAAUGUUGGUGAUCUUCAUGAACAAUUUCAAACGAAAAAAGAACAAUAUAGUGGACAGAUACAACAUUUAGGUCCACCCACUCCAUUAACUGGACGUAGUUACCUUAGACCAAAAGAUAUUACCAAUGUGACACCAGUAUCCACUGCAACGCAAAGUGUAAUUCGGCUUCAAGCUAUGUUGGCAGGUCAAACAUCGCCGAGCGAAAAUUUAUUACAAAUUUUAAAUAGUUGUUCUCAAGAUGUAAAGACGCUCGUCGAGACAAAGGUCAAAAAGCUUGGAGAACAAUUUUGUGCCAACUAUAACAAAAGUAUAAACGCGAAUGAAGCUACGUCAGAUUUUGGAAAAAAGAGACUCUAUUUAGGACAAACUCUUUUCUAUAGGCUUUUAGAAAUGAUUUUGAAUGACGAGAAACGCAAGAAACCAAAUUACGAUGUUACGAAUCUUCUGAUGAAAGAAAUCUUUAUUCAGUGCUUAUUUGCUUGUUGCCUAGAGAUAGUAAUUUACUCGUACAAAAGUAACGAUAAGAUCUUCCCUUGGAUUUUGAAUGCUUUGAAUUUAGAUGCCUAUUAUUUCUAUAAAGUGAUAGAAAUUAUAGUUAGAGCGGAAGAACAGUUAUCUCGCGAUGUUGUAAAGCAUUUAAAUCAAAUAGAGGAAAAAAUUCUGGAAUCACUUGCUUGGCAAAGUAAUAGUCCUUUGUGGGGUGCCAUUCAAUCUACGUCAGAAGGUGUACCAAGUUGCGAAGAAGUUUCUUUACCCGGUAUGUUGGAAACUGUUGACCCGAAUAUUCCGGGACAGCCAGUAUUAAGAAGAAUCGCUUUAGACCGUGGUACUCAUCACGAUGUGCAACAAAGCCCUAUUUCUUCUGCCUCAGAAAGAUUUCAAUCUCCAGUUGCAGCAUCUGGUGUAGCUAAAAAACGUUUGUUCCCUGAUGCUAGAAUUAGUGGACAAAGCGUUUUACGUGUAACAGGUCAAAGCGUUUUACCAUCGAAAGUUUUAACCAUCGAUAGCAAUUCGAGAAUACUUCUUUUACCUGAAGUUCCAAGAUCAACUAGUGCACAGUCUACAACUACUUCGAUGACAGUUAACAGAGAGUCAACAAAACCAAAACGAACUGGUUCCGUCGCUCUGUUUUUCCGAAAGUUCUAUAAUUUAGCUAGCGUACGCAUGCUAGAUUUAUGUGGCUCGUUAGAAAUAAUGGACACCGAUUUAAAGAAAAAGAUAUGGACAAUCUUUGAAUACUCCAUCAAAGAACGAACAGAAUUGAUGAAGGAUCGUCACUUGGAUCAAAUUUUAAUGUGUGCAAUUUACGUGAUAUGUAAAUUGGCAAAAAUGGAAAAGAAUUCGUUCACUGAAAUCAUGCGAUGUUAUCGGUUACAACCGCAAGCAGAGUCUCAUAUAUAUAGAUCAGUACUUAUAGUUAAGACACCGUCUGGUGAAUCGCAGAAAAAUAACGAAGAAAUCGGAGAGAAAAAUUUAUCCGACAAAGAAGCUAAUGUGGCACCGCCUACGCCUUCAAAUAUGGCUGGAACUUCGCAAAAUUUUGGCGAAGAAACGCGCGGUGAUUUAAUUAAAUUCUACAAUACAGUAUACGUACCACAGGUGAAAGAAGUGCCGAAUAAAUUGGGAUUAACACGCGGCAGCGUAGUGAAUUUAUCAUUAAGUCCGCUGCCGAAAGGGAAACCUCCCACAAGUUCACCGGUGAGACGUGUCACGAGUAGCAUUAUGACACGUACAUUAGAUCCAAAAGCUAUUUCAGCUUCUCCAGCACCACAACUUAGUUAUUGUUUUAGUCGUAGUCCUGCUAAGGAUUUGGAGGCUAUUAAUAAAAUGAUGAUUUCUGUUGAUCCGAAGAGAUCUGUCGGCAAACGACUUUUAUCUGAUGAAACCGACGUGGAGAUGUCAGAAGGAACAUCUCCGAUCAAAAAGACAACUGCAUUUGUUGCGCGUAAAUUAGAAAACAUAAUUGGCGAACGACGUACGCAAAAUCAAUAAGUGAAUAUAACAUUAACUUAUUGGAAAAUGUGGAUAACGAAAGGAAAAGUUUAAAAGUUUAAAAAGUUAAAUUUUUAAAUGUUUUCGUUUCCAUUGAAUAAAAAAAAAGAAUUGAUUAAUCAAACGAAUAUCGAAACCGAAGUCGAAUUUUUGUUUCGUGGCUGUGUGGUUUAAAUGAAACGUUCUCAGGUAUGAUUAUGAACAGAAAGGCCGUAUAAUACCUGAUCGUACGUAAGAAUACGACAAUCUUAUAUUAAAUAAAGCCAGAGUUAUAUUUCCAGUGAUACUUUUUUUUAUUAUUAUUUCAAUAAAUUCAAUUUAAAACAAACAUGUUUUAAACGUUGUUUUAAAGGAAACAAUUCCGCGAUGUAAAAAGGAUUAAUUGGGCAAAGGAUAAUUUGGGCAUUUUCUUAGCUCUUUUUAAUUUUAGUUCAAUUUUAAAUAUUCUAUAAUAUAUUUUCGUUAAGUAAGUAUUCUAUUAUUACAAUAUCACUGUUAAUAGAGAAAAUAUGGAAAAUAUAUUGUCUGUCUGAUUAUGAAUGAAUUGUUCGAUUUUCGUAUUACACUGGAAAUGAUUCUGACUUUUCUGGAUAUCACUGAUCAGUGAUAUUUUAAUAAAGUUACAUAGUAUCUUUAAAAUUAUAUACAGAGUAAACCAAUAAUUAUGUUCAUCUCAAAUGUCUCUGCUGCUUUUAGGUGUAUGAAAAUUUUUAUUCAGUAAGAACAAAGGUUAUAGCAGUAAUGAUUUUCUGUUGUAAGUGAAGGGGUUUCGAAGAUAUCAAGAUCAUUUUCAAUUUUUUAAAUGGAUAUAUUUUUUUUUGAUUCAUUGAUCGAUGCAAUUCGACAUUCUCUAUAAAAGUCUAUUAAUCUAUGUAUGUCGAAAAAUUAUUAAUUUAUUUAAUAAUUAGGUACUUCAACUUUAGUUUUGUAAAAUGCUUGAAAGACUGUAUGAAUAGUAUUGUACUAACUAUACUGUACUAAUUUAUGGUACUAAUUUCUAUUAACAAAAUUUUUUCAUAUCUCCAAAAUAACAUUUGAGAUAUCGCGAAGUUAUUGCUUUAUUUUGUAUAUUAAUUUAUGUAUAAUAUAUGAUGAAUUUGUAAGAGUUACGGCCAUAGACGUUAAAGAAAUUUUAUUUUACCAGUAGAUAUAAGCAUGCUACAAAGGCAGUCGAAUGCUCAAAGUAUGCAAAUACGAUUUGAAUAAUAUUUAAUUAAAUUUAAAUAAAAUA
This is a messenger RNA of Frieseomelitta varia, 4464 nucleotides long. RefSeq names its product retinoblastoma-like protein 1. Lineage: Eukaryota; Metazoa; Arthropoda; Insecta; Hymenoptera; Apidae. Gene Ontology annotation, cellular component: nucleus; chromatin; transcription regulator complex. The record is from RefSeq and is a predicted model, not a curated record. The transcript is spliced from 8 exons. Gene Ontology annotation, biological process: cell differentiation; regulation of transcription by RNA polymerase II; negative regulation of G1/S transition of mitotic cell cycle. Gene Ontology annotation, molecular function: RNA polymerase II transcription regulatory region sequence-specific DNA binding. Bases 129 to 3233 code for a protein of 1034 amino acids.